GCCGCUGUCAUGGCGUCAUUGUCGACUCUCUGCGACUAUGGUAGCAGCAGCGAUGAAGACGAAUCAGUGGGUAGGAAAGCGACUGAUACGGAAUCACAAGUUGCGGUCUUACCAAAGGAAGCUACGUUUAACACGCUACGGCAAAAAUAUGGCUUGAACGCGGCACCCGAAGUCGCUAUCAAGGAAUCGGUAUCUUCGGUCAUCCCAGUCGAUCCCAACAGUAAAAUGCUCGAAUACAACCCGAAGUACGAGAGCUUGUAUGCACCAGCGUUGGGUCCGGAGAAUCCGUUCAAAACUCAGCAGCAGAAAGCCGUGAAAAACACGUUGUGUGGCUACGUUGAACCGGCACAUGUGAACGACUUCCAUUUCGAGUCGCAGAGGUUGACUUUUACAAGCUUUGGGUAUGCCCUGGAUCCUACGGCUGACGGUUCUCACGACGAAGGCAAGCGCAUGGUCGGCGCCCCAGAAGCGACUGACGCCACGAGCGCGCUGACCGUGUUCGAAAAAACCAAAACGAGACCCGGAGACAAAAGGAAAAAGGCCAAAAACAACAACCCCGAAGACGUCGACGGAUUCUUGGGACCCUGGGCGCCGUUUGCCGACCAGAAGCUCAGCGCCAAGCCCACCGAGGAAGAACAAGAAGAACUGGAUGAGAUCCUGGCGAAACGUAACAAGCGCGGGAAACAUGCCGACCACCAACCCAUGGAAGAAAAAACGGUCCUACACAUCAAGGACCCCUACGACUACCAGGGACGAUCUUUCCUGCACAUUCCGCAGGACGUGGGGGUGAACCUGCGCUCUUCGGAACCCCCCGAGAAGUGUUUCAUCCCGAAACGGGAGAUCCACACCUGGAAGGGGCACUCGAAGGGGGUGUACGCCCUCCGCUGGUUUCCAAAGUCGGGACACCUGCUCUUGUCCUGCAGCAUGGACUGUAAAGUCAAGCUGUGGGAAGUUUACAACGAAAGGAGAUGCGUCAGGACAUACGUCGGACAUCGGCAGGCCGUCCGAGACAUCUCGUUUAACAAUCAGGGCACAAAGUUUCUGUCUGCUGGCUAUGACCGUUAUAUAAAGCUGUGGGAUACGGAAACUGGGGAAUGUAUAUCGCGGUUUUCUAACCGCAAGGUGGCUUACUGCGUCAAGUUCAACCCAGACAACAACAAACAGGACUUGUUUGUAGCUGGAACAUCGGAUAAGAAGAUUGUCUGCUGGGACACGCGCACCAAGGAGAUAGUGCAGGAAUACGACCGGCACCUCGGUGCCGUCAACACCAUCACGUUCGUCGACGACAACAGAAGGUUCGUGUCGACGUCCGACGACAAGAGCAUGAGGGUGUGGGAGUGGGACAUUCCGGUGGACAUGAAGUACAUCGCGGAUCCCACCAUGCAUUCCAUGCCUGCCGUCACCCUCUCUCCAAACGGAAAGUGGCUGGCAUGUCAAUCGCUCGACAGCAAGAUCAUGAUCUUCUCGGCCUUGAACCGGUUCAAGCUGAACCGGAAGAAGACGUUUGGUGGGCACAUGGUUGAUGCGUAUGCGUGUGGCUUGGAUUUCUCACCAGACAUGAGCUACCUGAUAUCGGGUGACGCGGACGGCUGGCUCUGCGUCUGGGACUGGAAGACGACAAAGCUCUACACGAAGCUCAAGGCCCACAGCAACGUCUGCAUCUCCGUCCUGUGGCAUCCACACGAGACAUCCAAGGUGGCCACGGCUGGUUUCGACGGACUCAUCAAGUACUGGGACUGAGAACGCUUCGAUCACUUGUACAGUGGAGGACGAUGUGAACUGGCUCAAUUUUUUGUAAAUACAUUGCCAUUGUACAUAAAGUCACUGCAUUCAUGAGGGA
This is a messenger RNA of Ornithodoros turicata, 1840 nucleotides long. Its product is annotated as pre-mRNA-processing factor 17-like. Lineage: Eukaryota; Metazoa; Arthropoda; Arachnida; Ixodida; Argasidae. Gene Ontology annotation, biological process: mRNA splicing, via spliceosome. The record is from RefSeq and is a predicted model, not a curated record. The transcript has 12 exons. Gene Ontology annotation, molecular function: mRNA binding; protein binding. The coding region runs from base 10 to 1740 and encodes 576 amino acids. Gene Ontology annotation, cellular component: catalytic step 2 spliceosome.